CCCAUUAUGCCUAGGUACGAUCGACUGGCACUGUCGUGUAUAUGAUUCCAAAGCGAGGCGUUUCUGAACAACGACAGAUCUCGUCUGCUUGGGUACCUGGAAUUUCGACUGUACCAGGAUGUCUUAAUCAACCAAAAUUCCAGCUUUUCAAUGAUUGAAUAAUUAUCUGGUUAUUUGAAGAAGGGAAACAGCCAUGACGAGCGACAAUCGGCCGCCGACUCUGGUGGCGUUUCUCGUUGGAGAUUCAGUUGGAUUCAUUCCAAAGCCAUGGCCAAGAGAUAGGUUCAAGGAGGCCCUUGUCGACACUCUCGAGGCUUUUGGAGAGCCCUGGGUGAUAUGUGAAUGUCAACAAAAUGAUGAUGGACAAGACUGGCUCACUGUCACUAAAAUUGCCAUGGAAGCUAGAAGUGAAUAUAUUGAAAUGAAAUGCACCAAACCAGAAAGUUCCUGUACACAGGAAAAUGCACAGCUGAAACACUCGAUAUUGGAAAAGGCGAAGGCUGAAGAUGUCAAUGAUACAUUUUGCUUGCUAGGAAUCACGGAAGAAAACAUUCUGACUGUGUUGUCAAAUGAAAGAGGCUUACCAGACCAGUUUAAUCAGUUGCCUGAUGAAUUGAAGAAGAAAGGUUUUCAUGGAGUACAUGACACAAUGUUGUUCUUAGAGGAGAAGAUUUCGAAAACAAUGGUGACGUCACCGAAUUUAAAUGAAAUUGCAGGCAGAACAUUUAAAAUGAAAGUACCAACACUUGUCAUCGUGGUUGAGGGCGACCUUGAAACGAUCAGUCACGUGGCCGAAGCUGUUAAGAAAGACAUUCCUGUGCUGUUGGUACGUGGAUCGGGCAUGGCAGCUGACUUAAUUGGAUACUGUAUGGAGGAGGAAGGCGCCAUAGAAACUCGUGCACCAUUGCUGUUUGGAAUAUGUUUCUCGAAAGAAAACUUCGAAUCGCUGGUUACAAAUAUAAAGACUAUAGUGAAACAUAAAAGCAAGGUCACUGAAUUCAACAUUUUGACUGAUAGUGUGACGUCAUUGAAGGACAAAGUAACCGAAAGCAUCAUUCGGGUCUGGGCCCUGGCUCAUGUUAAAGGAGAAGAUACGGCCGCCGACUUCGGGUACAAUCCAACAAAUCAAACUGCUGAUGUCGAUGAUGUACCAGCAGCCGCCCAGUACAAUUUACCCAAGCAACACAACGGUGUCCCUCGACGAACGAGUAAGAUUGUGCCAAUUUCUGAUAAAGCUGUUCGUCCUAAAUCAACGGAGAGCAACAGAAAAGUUACUAGCAACAAAGACAUGAAGCCGUCACCAAUUGCACGCUACAUGCUCUACCAGAUACUUCAGUCUCCACAACACUUGUUGGGUUGCCUGAAACAUGAAACUCUUUUAUCAUUGAAGCUUGGGAAAAGUCUCCUUGCAUAUGCACUCAAAGAAGACCUUGGCGAUAUAGUAGAGCUACUCAUUGACAAGGGAAUCAAACUUGAAUGGGCGGAUGCUGAACGACCAAGCAAAGAAACCCAUCUAGAUGAAGAAAGGAAGUCUCCGUAUGAAGAUGGAAAAUCUCUGUAUGAAGAGAUGUAUAGAGAACGAAAGAGGUGUCAGACAAACCAGGCAAGGGCGUGUAUUGCGGAUAUCAUAGAGCUCCCAGAAGCACAAGGUUUACGUGAAAAGACAGGUGCAUGGCAGAUCGGCUGCAGCGUUAUAUCCUACACAAUCGGCACCGAUGCAGAAUCCAAGGAGACUAACAUCAUGACGCCAUCUGAUUUACUCUUGUGGGCAGUCUUGAACAACAAUAUGAAGAUGGCGGAAAUAUUUUGGAAGCGUUCCCACGAGCCUAUCCUUACAGCUCUCAUUGCGUGUACCAUACUAAGGAAGAUGUCAAGGAAAGCACAUCAUUUAAAGGAAAGGGAAAUGGAAGACAAAAUGCUGUUACACUCACGGGUGUUUCGACAGAGAGCCAUCGAUGUCACUCAAAGGUUGUACGAAACUAACGACCAAGAAGCUAUAUUUACAUUAGAACUAGAAAACAAGACGCCUGUAUGGGGUAUUCGGGAGAACGCCCUUGAAUUUUCCCAAGCACACAACAUUUACGAUUUUGUGGCCCACCAUGUUCCUCAAAGAAGCUUUGACAAAAUAUUUUAUGGCGGGGACUUCUUUCAUGAUAAUGAUUUACAAAACCCUAAGCCUUCUAAGAAGAUGAGGACCUGCUGGAAGUUUCGGUUUUAUGAUGUCUUAACCUUUUUCAAGGCUUUGGUCGCUUCUCCGAUUUCGAAAUUCGCUAUCCACUAUAUUUUCUUUAGCUUAUUCCUGGUAUGCCUAAGUGCAUUUGUCAUGACGAACAUCACGUCUGAAAAAUGGCCCAUAAACGAAAAAACAGUUUAUGAGUAUUGCUCGUACGUUUGGCUGUUUGCUGACAUAUUGGAAGAAUACGUGCCACCAGCCGUCUACAUGUUAAUGGAACACUUUCAUUCGUCACAAUGGAAACGAAGAGCUUGGAACCACAUGAACAAUUUCUGGAACGCAAUGGACUUCUUAUCCUACGUCGUGCUGGUAACCGGGAUAUUUGUGCGAUUCCUCUACGAAACUACAGAUUUCGGAAUAUCCAGACGUUUUUUCACCAUUGGCCUAUUUCUGAUGUACAUGCGGUUUCUCCAUGUUUUACUUAUUAGAAGGAAAAUUGGCCCAACAAUUAUCAUGUUAAAGGAGGGGCUGAAAGAGUUGAUGCGAUUUUUUGUGAUCAUGGCUGUAUUUAUCAUCAGUGCUGGGGUGUUCUACCAUGCCAAUCUGUAUCCGAACCACUACGACAUGUUCUCGACUUUUGGUGUUCGGUAUUGGAGCGUUUGGAAAGUCAUAUACCUCCCAUACUGGUCGGUAUAUGGCGAGUUCAAAGAUGAAAUCGAAGGUAACGACUCCACGGAUAAUUGCAGCUACAAUCAAACCGUGUACAUGAAUGACCCGGAUAUCGUGAGGUGUCCUGAAAAAGACUGGAUGGUUUCCCUUAUGUCUGGAUUCUUCGUCCUGAUAUUGAACCUGUUACUGGUGAAUCUAAUCAUUGCUAUGUUUAGUUUCCGAUUCGAAGAAAUAAACAAAAACUCGGACCAGUUUUGGCGUUUUCACAGAAGCCAAGUGAUUUUGGAAUUCCGAAGGAGAAUUCCUGUACCUUUAAACUUGUUGCUUCGACCGAUUGCGAUUCUGUGGUUUUGUAUAACAAAAAGCGAACGCGAGCAGCAGAAUGAAGCAGAUGUGGAAGCCAGAGCUAAACUAGACAAAAAACAGCAAAUAUUGGCACGUCGAUGGGUAUUAUCAGAAAGCGACGCUCAGAUGUUCUUUGACAAAUAAUGAGAAUAGGAAGAUUGAUUCCAUACUUGAAAAUUCAAACGUAUAUGAUGGGCCAACAGUACAGGAACAGAAAGGACGAAGCGCAACAUAUGGUCACAUAUAGUCCGAAAAAAUAAAGACUGAUGUAUUCAUCGACAUUGGUUCACAGACCAGUGAAUCAAUCGAGAAAGAGAGACUUUCAGAAAAAUAGAAAUGUUUAAAAUAUAUUAUGUGCGUAUAAAAAAAAUAGUGUGCGGUUUUACAUUUUUUAAUUUUAAUUUUGAUUUUUUUUUUAAUUCAUUGUUCUGAUCAAAUUAUCGAGAGGGUAGACAUAUUGUUCUAUGGUGUGUUAAUAUAGACGUCGUAUAUGAAACCUUUAUAUCGCCAUCAACCUGCUCUACUACAACUACCUUUUCUAUACAAUGUAAUCUUUCAUAAUACCUGUUAACUAAAUACGUUGCAAAGCUAAAUAUGAUCAACUUUGAAUAAUAAAAAAAAAAGAGAAAACGUUUUUGGUCAUUUGACACAAUCGCAUAAGCUCGUAGGAUACUUCACUACUUUUUUCAGAUUACCCCCCUUAGUCAAGCGUGGAUUGUGAUUUAUCCUUCUCAAAGGAGAUAAAAAUUAACCUAUUUAUAUAUGUAUUUUGGACUAUCAUCCGGACUUCGUGUGAGAGCAACCACAUGUAUGUUUAUGUGUAGAUUUAAGUGUGUUACUUUUGUUGAUAUACUUGCGUACAUUUUGUAAAUUUAGGUUAUUAUACAAGUAAUGUGUAGAGCAUAACAGGUUUCCUGUUGCUUAGUACCCUAUAUAGUGUUGUUUAAUUAUUCACUGUUCAACAGUUAGAAUGAUGGUAGCUGGUCACAAACCAGAUUCUCAAAUUUCCACCAUCUUGUACAUUUUACAAGUUUACUUAUACUACUUUAAUUAUAUUUGAUAAACAAUACACUUUCACCGUAUUUACAUUCUAAUAUCAGAGUUAUGUCUGUUUUGUAUUAUCACUAUUCAGAUACUCUCGGAUGGAAAAUAAAACCUUUGUAUGUCCGGUGUAUUGUUAUAUAAAAUGUGUGGCCAUCUAGUUAACGAUAAUCAAAUAAAAUUUUGCUUGUCCGCUGUAUUAUCUCUUCAGAUAAGUGUCCGUCUAUUGUAUAGUCAAAUAAGAAUGACGUUCGUUCGGAUCAAAACUAUUCUAUUUAUUGUAUAAACAUGUUUCAGUCACAUGUAUGAUAAAAUAAAGUUGUAUCCGUCCUUGUUACCUGAUUAUUGAUAUACAAAUUCUGACCGUCUAAUGUAAUAUCAAUAAUACUUUGUCAUUUCACUGGUACCUGUACAAUGAUCUCAAAGCUCUGAACGUCUUAUGUGUUAUCAAAAAUAGUCUGUGCGUCCAAUGUUACCUACAUAAUGUUAUAAAGAUUCUGACCGUCCAAUGUUACCUACAUAGUGAUAUAAAGAUUCUGACCGUCCAAUGUUACCUACAUAGUGAUAUAAAGAUUCUGACCGUCCAAUGUUACCUACAUAGUGAUAUAAAGAUUCUGACCGUCCAGUGUUACCUACAUAGUGAUAUAAAGAUUCUGACCGUCCAAUGUUACCUACAUAGUGAUAUAAAGAUUCUGACCGUCCAAUGUUACCUACAUAGUGAUAUAAAGAUUCUGACCGUCCAAUGUUACCUACAUAGUGAUAUAAAGAUUCUGACCGUCCAAUGUUACCUACAUAGUGAUAUAAAGAUUCUGACCGUCCAAUGUUACCUACAUAUAGUGAUAUAAAGAUUCUGACCGUCCAAUGUUACCUACAUAGUGAUAUAAAGAUUCUGACCGUCCAAUGUUACCUACAUAGUGAUAUAAAGAUUCUGACCGUCCAAUGUCUGAUCAAAAUAGUGUGUACGUCCGUGCAAUAUAUGAUUACAAAUAGUUUGUCCUUUCACUGUUACCUGUAUAAUGAUAUAAAAAGUAUGUCUGUCUAAUGUAGGAUCAAGUAGGAUUUUUGUCUGACCAGUGCACUUUUAGUACAGGUAUAACUAUCAUGGCCUAUGUCACGAAGCUUUUUCUUUCGUGGUAUGAUUUUGUUUUCCUUUUAGGGUGCCAAUGAAGAUUCCAAAAAUAUUUCAACGUCUCAGUUUACACUCUCGUUAACGUCUGAGUUAAACACACUCGUUAACGUCUGAGUUAAAUACUCGUUAACGUCGGAGUUAAACACUCUCGUUAACGUCUGAGUUUAACUCGUUAACGUCUGAGUUAAACACUCGUUAACGUCUUAUUUUAACACUCGUUAAUGCUGAGUUAAACACUCGAUAACGUCUGAGUUAAAUACUCGUUAACGUCUGAGUUAAACACUCUCGUUAACGUCUGAGUUAAACACUCUCGUUAACGUCUGAGUUAUACACACUCGUUAACGUCCGAGUUUAACUCGUUAAUGUCCGAGUUAAACAAUCUCGUCAACGUCCGAGUUAAACACACUCGUUAACGUCUGAGUUAAAACACUCUCGUUAACGUCUGAGUUAUACACACUCGUUAACGUCCGAGUUAAACACACUCGUACACGUCUGAGUUAAACACUCUCGUUAACGUCUGAGUAAAACUCGUUAACGUUUGCUGUAUAAAUUGUAUUUAGACUGUGAUUGUUUUACUUCAUUUAAUUUUAAUUGGAUGUUUUUUUAUGAUACUUUAAUAUUAUCUUGAUGACCAUAUAAAAUGAUUAACAUGUAUUCCUUUUACACUGAUUGUUUUAAAUCAAUAAUACAAUCCACUGACGUUAUGAUUGCUUACAUGUCGUGAAUGUCGGUUUAAGCAGGGUAUGUUUUACAAUACUUAGUAAUUCGAUUUUGAAAUGGUUUUACGCAUUCGAUUUACAUUGUGUUUAUGAUUGUGAGCUUUGGACUGAUCUAGGCGACUUACUUAGUUUUACGGGUUCUUGCGUCCUCACAGCCUUGGUGGUAUGAUGACGGGUGUCAAGGAGACAUCAAGAGUGGAAACAUGUUACACAACCCUAUGCAUUUUAGUAUCCUUAUAUAAGGCAGACUAGGGGUAUGGAUAUUUGCCAAUCAUAGAUUUAAAAAAAACAUGCAAAUUAAAAGAUUCUUAAAACUUCCUCGAAUAUUUCAUCUGUGAUAAGAUUAAUCGAAGUAUUGCAGCAUGAUCUGAUCACCACAUCCAAUUACAUAACACCAACUAAUUCAUUACCGAGAUCUGAUCACCGCUACAAACUACAUAAUAUAUACAGCAACUAGUACUGAAAUCCGAUCACCACACCAAACUAAACGAAAGACACCAACAAAUACAGUACCAAGGUAUGAUCACCGCACUAAACUACAUAAUAUACAUCAACUUAUUCAGUACAGAGAUCUAAUCUACGAAUAACGUUAUCCUGUGAUACAUUACAAACCGAUAUCUAGAUAAUGACGUAAUAAUGUAAUACAUUACAGGCCGAUAUCUAGAUAAUGACGUAAUCCUGUGAUAUAUUACACUUGUAUAUUUAGCGAAUGACGUAAUUAUGUGAUACAGUACAACCCGAUAUCUAGAGAAUGGUCUUAUCCUUUAUAUUACAUGCCGAUAUCUAAAGUAUGACUUUAUCAUAUAACACAAUUGUAUAAUACAUGUUGAUAUCUAGAUAAUGACGCAAUCCUUAAAUAUAUGUUAAAUUCCGAUAUCUAACGAAUGACGUAAUUUUGUGAUAUUACAGGCCGAUAUCAACAGAAUUACUAAAUCCGAUAAUACAGUUGUAUAAUACAUGCUAGAUAAUUACGUACUGCUGUGAUAUAUAACUAAUAACGUUAUCCUGUGAUAUCUAGAGAAUGUCGUGAUCUUGUGAUAUAUUACACUGACAUAUCUAACGAAUGACGUAAUUCUGUGACAUAAUACAUUCAUAUAUCUAGCUUAUGACGUAAUCCUGUGAUCAACGUAAACCUGUGAUACAGUAUAUUAUAUUUAUAAAUCUAAAGGAUGAUGUAAUACUGUAAUACAUUACAGCCCUAUGUCUAGAGAAUGACGUAACCCUUUGAUAUAAUAUAGGCCGAUAUCUACAGAAUGACAUUAUCAUCUAAUACAUUUGUAUAUUACAUUCUGAUAUCUAGAGAAUGACGUAAGAGCAGUAAAUUCAAAUACUGUAUGCUACAUAUUUGAAAAAGAAUAUCAUGUGAAUCUAUAAAUCUGUUUUCUAAUAAAAUACAUUUAUAGUAUCUG
Molecule: messenger RNA, 7485 nt
Organism: Pecten maximus
Lineage: Eukaryota; Metazoa; Mollusca; Bivalvia; Pectinida; Pectinidae
Product: transient receptor potential cation channel subfamily M member 1-like
Exons: 24
Coding region: 194-3331 (1045 amino acids)
Biological process (GO): calcium ion transmembrane transport
Cellular component (GO): membrane
Molecular function (GO): ligand-gated calcium channel activity
Source: RefSeq, a predicted model, not a curated record